AUGAACAAAGAGUUUAUCAUGCAGGGCGGUGCGCCCAUAACCACAGAAUUGGCUACGGAUCUACGAAACCUCGUCUUUGGCACCUCCGCGAUUCCCAUGCGCGCCGAGUGGCUGCAAACGUCUUUUGUCUUCGGCACGGCCAAGGAGGAGCUGGCCUAUGGGCUACGCUCUCCCCGCAAUGCUACCCGUGGUCUUCUGUCUGUGGUGCAGGGUUUCGUGCUAAAGUAUUUACUCUUUGCCCGCAAGAGUAGCCGAGCGGCGUCCUUAGCAGAUCCUCUUCUAGCCACCGCGGAAAUGCAGCGCGAAGCGCUCUUUUGCGCUCUGCUAGAAAUUCUACGCAUCAUUUCCGACAAGGGAAAGGUGACUAUGGUCCUGCCAUCGGAGGAUGAAGUCUUUGUGGAUCACAGUGCCAGUUAUUUUCACGAUUCUGUGACCGAAAAGCUGUACGUCUUCACCCUCUCGCCCAACGAGGAACUGGAGCAUUUCUUGAAACGGAACUUUAAAUACUUUUCAGAGGAGGAAACACCGGGUACUCUGCUUUUCCUUUAUAGUGCCGUACUCACGCGUUCGAUGGGAAAAGUGCGGACGGAUCUGGAUUCGUCGAAAUCAGCACCCCUGACGAUGAGUAACAAUGAAGAGGGUUCUCUAAUGAUAGUUACGCUGCUGUUGACGGGCCGUGCCACGCCCUACUUACACAACGGUGUCGUUAAUGUGGGCGAUGAGAACAGUUAUGCGGUUCCACAAUAUGGUGUUCUAAAGCGUUGCAUGAUCGGAUUUCUGCUCUGGGACAUAGAAUCAUCGAGUGCUGCGGUGAAUCAGUCGCGUCAGCCGGGGUCUCGUUUGAAGACACCCAACUACCCCAUAUGGAUUACGAGCUGUACCGGACACUAUGGCGUGAUAUUCAAUCGGAAUCCGGAUCUGUUGCGCAACUAUCACGCCGAGUCGCGUUUCGAUGUCAACUAUUACAGCUGUUCGGGCCAUCAGAUACGGAUGACUAUCGACAAUCGGACCUACAAUGAGCAGGCAUUGGUCAUGUUGGAGCGCCAACCAAUAACGCCGGAGGGUACCUCAUUAUCGGGCAAGGAUGAGCAAGGCGCUGCGGCCGGAGCCGCUGUCGGCGGUGGUGGUGGCGUCGUUGCUGGAGGUGCUGCUGCCGGUGUGGCUGGCGCUAGCGGCAGUGUUGGCGUCGUCGUUGCUGCUAGUGGUGCUAGCGGUGGUGGCAGCGAUGUGGUCGCUAAGGAGGAGUCAACGCUGAAUACGCCAUUGCAGCGUUUGAUUCAUACCAAGUGGGAAGAGGCAACUAUAAGCUUUCACGUGCAGCCAUCGAUGUUGAGUUAUCUUUUUAGUACCACACAGUAG
Molecule: messenger RNA, 1359 nt
Organism: Scaptodrosophila lebanonensis
Lineage: Eukaryota; Metazoa; Arthropoda; Insecta; Diptera; Drosophilidae
Product: inactive ubiquitin carboxyl-terminal hydrolase MINDY-4B
Exons: 8
Coding region: 1-1359 (452 amino acids)
Biological process (GO): protein K48-linked deubiquitination
Molecular function (GO): K48-linked deubiquitinase activity; cysteine-type deubiquitinase activity
Source: RefSeq, a predicted model, not a curated record